Molecule: messenger RNA, 546 nt
Organism: Sordaria macrospora k-hell
Lineage: Eukaryota; Fungi; Ascomycota; Sordariomycetes; Sordariales; Sordariaceae
Source: RefSeq, a predicted model, not a curated record
AUGGCCGAAGACAAGCACCAAUGCCUCUCCCUCUACGACGUCUCCAUCCCCACCUUCCUCCGGGGCCUGCACACCCUCAAGCAUCUGCUCGUAACCGCCACCAAGCACGCCCAAGUAACCGACAUCUCUCUGUCCGAAAUGCCGUCCUGGUCUUUAUACCAGGACAUGAAGCCGCUCACCUUCCAAGUCCAAGUCGCCAGCAACACGGGCAAGAAGUUCAUCGACCGGCUGACGGGCCAAGACGGCCCCGCCUUCAAAGACGAUGAGACCACCAUCGAGCAGCUCAUCGAACGCUGCCAGCACACGAUUGAUCUGCUCAAGAAGGUGGACCGCAAAACCAUCGACGAGGCGCACGCCAGGAACAAUACCAUCAAUCUCCAGCUCAAGGAUAAGGUGUUCAACAUGACGCCGCAGCAUUACGUGCUCAAGUUCGCGGUGCCGAAUUUCUUCUUUCAUGUGCAGACUGCAUAUGCGAUCCUGAGGAUGAAGGGCGUACCCGUGGGGAAGAUGGAUUAUUUGAGCAACUUUUUGGCGCCGGAUGCUUGA